Messenger RNA from Salvelinus fontinalis (brook trout), 6217 nucleotides. Its product is annotated as zinc finger protein 239-like. Gene Ontology annotation, cellular component: nucleus. Gene Ontology annotation, molecular function: DNA-binding transcription factor activity, RNA polymerase II-specific; RNA polymerase II cis-regulatory region sequence-specific DNA binding. The coding region runs from base 489 to 1241 and encodes 250 amino acids. The transcript is spliced from 5 exons. NCBI's taxonomy places the organism in Eukaryota, Metazoa, Chordata, Actinopteri, Salmoniformes, Salmonidae. Gene Ontology annotation, biological process: regulation of transcription by RNA polymerase II; central nervous system development. The record is from RefSeq and is a predicted model, not a curated record.
CUUAUGAUGGAACGAACAAUGGGCAACUACUAGCUGCAAUUACUGUAUGUCUGUCCCUAGUCCUGCUUUUCACAUAUCCACCUCUGUUCCAGCUGGUUUUAGAGUUGUGUUGCAGUGCGGGCACAGCUGACCUGCUGACCAUCCAGGCCCACCUGGACAUAAUCCACACAUUGACAGAAAAGUCUUUACACAAAGAGGUGGUGUUCCCAGUCCACUAUGGCCCUCGGUAUGACACAGCGCUGCAGACACUGGUGUGGGAGUUCCUCUCCAGACUGGAGGAGCUGCUGCCUGUACCAGACCUCACGCAGACAACAGCAUGGCUCUGUGCUGCCCCCUCUGUCCUGGAGGGAUGUGGACAGACUGUCUUUGACCCUGAACAACUGAAGACAGUGCUGCAGCACCAUCAGCGUCAUGGAAACCUGAACAAGUGUCAUGUCUCUAAAUACACUGCAGAUACCAUCCUGUCCACACUGUCCCUCCCUCCAAAAAUGAGAGUUGUUAUUAACUAUGAGCCAGACAACUCUGACAAUGGGAGGCAAUACUCAGAUGAAGAUGAAUGCAUAGAUAAUGGGGUCUGUAAAAAUGAAGACCACAAUGAAAUCCUGGAUGAAAGCGCUCAUAGAUGUUUGGAGGAUCUAGGACUGUCAACAUCAGAGGAACAGGAACAGGAGGGUCUGUCACCUGCAGAGACUUCAGUGUUGGUUACUCCAGUACCCUGUGAUGAAUUGAACUUGGAUCGUUCUCUCAACGUAAUGGUGAAUGCUGACGAGCCAUCCCAGGUUCUAACCUGCACUGGCCAACCUCUGCAAGGACAUCAAGACGACCAAGUAGAAAAGGACAGCAAGCAGGUUGACAAGAAAGAAGAGGUGGUCAGAAAGGGAGACAAAAAGAAUGAGAUCAAAAAGGUUGACAAGAAACAAGAGGGAUCCCCUGCACCCCAAAACAGGACUCAUACAUGUGAGUGUGGGAAGGUUUUCAAAAAACCAUCACUGCUGACGCUGCAUAUGGGAGUUCACACGAUGCCAUAUCAUUGUGACCAGUGUCCCAAACAAUAUGCUACUCCUGGGGCUCUGAAAAAACUCCAGUUACUUCACACAGAAGAAAGACCAUUUGCAUGUGAACGCUGUGACCGGAGGUACAGGAGUGAUAUGAUCUCAAAGUGCACGUACGCAUUCACUCUGGGGAGUGCCGUCACAUGUGUACUAUCUGUGGUAAGAGGUUUACCCAGCAGUGUGCACUAGUGAGACACAUGUGAAUGCAUGCUGGGGAGAAUAAUUAUUUAUGUAGCAAAUGUGGUAAGGCAUUCCUUACCUUAGGAGAACUGCGGCUGCAUACACGAACGCACACAGGAGAAAACCCCCACACCUGUAAACAUUGUGGAAAGGGUUUCAAAGCAUCUUGCCAUCUAAUGGUUCAUCUGUGAUCUCACACAGGUGAGUGUCCUUACAUCUGCACCCAAUCCAAAUCUUUCACUACUUCAGACGCUCUUAGAAAGCACAUAUAUACUCACACUGGGGAGAAACCUCACCAGUGCUCAGAGUGUGGGAAAACAUUUACUCAAAGGGGUAAUAUGGUAAAUCAUAUGAGAAGAGUUUAAACCGGUUAAGAUUCUCCAAAAGCACUCCAACAGAAAGAAACGCAGAACGUUUAUUUCAAACUCAAAGCAUUUUUACAAGACUAUGUAAUAGGUAAUUCCAAUCGAAAUAUUGAUUGGAAUUAUUGAGACAAGAAAUUCCAUGUAUAAUCCUGUUUUAAAUACAUGGUUUUACAGGUCCUCUUUUGUAUAUCAGAUUAUCAUAUCAAAACAUGUUUUCCAUUAAACUUCAAAUCAAGGUUUGUCACAUCUACACAUGAUAUUCACACUGCAAAUAAUGAUUAGAAGUGGGAUGAUGAUGACAUUUACACAAUUUAAACUGUUUGACCAACCAGAUUCCUUAACACUUGUAAGAUAUGCAUAUACAAAGUGUCCCGACUACCUCCAGAGGUCUUCAGGAAGAUUUGAUCACACUCAGUUCACUAUGCGUCAAUUGAAUUGGCUACAUGAGUUUAUUUCCAAAAUGCUAUAUCCACCAAUUUUUCACAUUGGUAUUUUUUCACCUGAAAUUAUUGCUUGUGGGUACCUUCAUGCUUGUGUCAAAUAUAACUGUUCUCAUAUUAUUCAUAGAUUUUAGAUGUAUAUUAAAACUAUAUAUUUUUUAAUGCCAAACACUAUACAGUUGAAGUAGGAAGCUUACAUACACUUAGGUUGGAGUCAUUAAAACUCGUUUUUCAACUACUCCACAAAUUUCUUGUUAACAAACUAUAGUUUUGGCAAGUCGGUUAGGACAUCUACUUUUUGCAUGACACAAGUAAUUUUUCCAACAAUUGUUUGCAGACAGAUUAUUUCACUUACAAUUCACUGUAUCACAAUUCCAGUGGUUCAGAAGUUUACAUACACUAAGUUGACUGUGCCUUUAAACAGCUUAGAAAAUUCCAGAAAUUUCUGUUAUGGCUUUAGAAGCUUCUGAUAGGCUAAUUGACAUAAUUUGAGUCAAUUGGAGGUGUACCUGUGGAUGUAUUUCAAGGCCUACCUUCAAACUCAGUGCUUGACAUCAUGGGAAAAUCAAAAGAAAUCAGCCAAGACCUCAGAAAAUAAUUGUAGACCUCCACAAGUCUGGUUCAUCCUUGGAAGCAAUUUCCAAACGCCAGAAGGUACCACGUUCAUCUGUACAAACAAUAGUACUCAAGUAUAACCACCAUGGAACCACGCAGCCGUCAUACCGCUCAGGAAGGAGACGCGUUCUGUCUCCUAGAGAUGAAUGUACUUUGGUGCGAAAAGUGCAAAUCAAUCCCAGAACAACAGCAAAGGACCUUGUGAAGAUGCUGGAGGAAACAGGUACAAAAGUAUCUAUAUCCACAGUAAAACAAGUCCUAUAUCGACAUAAGCUGAAAGGCAACUCAGCAAGGAAGAAGCCACUGCUCCAAAACCGCCAUAAAAAAGCCAGACUACGGUUUGCAACUGCACAUGGUGACAAAGAUCGUACGUUUUGGAGAAAUGUCUUCUGGUCUGAUGAAACAAAAAUAGAACUGUUUGGCCAUAAUGACCAUCGUUAUGUUUGGAGGAAUAAGGUGGAGGCUUGCAAGCCAAAGAACACCAUCCAAACCGUGAAGCAUGGGGGUGGCAGCAUCAUGUUGUGGGGGUGCUUUGCUUCAGGAGGGACUGGUGCACUUCACAAAAUAGAUGGCAUCAAUGAGGAGGGAAAAUUUAUGUGGAUAUAUUGAAGGAACAUCUCAAGACAUUUGUCAGAAAGUUAAUUAGGGGUGCAGCCCGACACCGGUACACUUAUGACAACAUCCAGCUCAAGUGCAGGGCGCGAAAUUAAAAAGAUAUAUUUUUUAAAUAUUUAACUUUCACACAUUAACAAGUCCAAGACACCAGAUGAAAGGUGCACAUCUUGUGAAUCAAGCCAACAUGUCCGAUUUUUAAAAUGUUUUACAGGGAAGACACAAUAUGUAAAUCUAUUAGCUAAUCACGUUAGCAAAAGAUACCACUUUUCUUACUCCAUCAGUUUCUUACUCCAUCAGGUGCUAUCACAAAUUCGACCAAAUAAAGAUAUAAAUAGCCACUAACCAAGAAACAAAUUCAUCAGAUGACAGUCUGAUAACAUAUUUAUUGUAUAGCAUAUGUUUUGUUCGAAAAAUGUGCAUAUUUCAGGUAUAAACCAUAGUUUACAUUUCAGCUACAAUCAGAAAUUGCACCGAAAGCAGCCAUAAUAUUUACAGACACCAACGUCAAAUAGCUAAUUACUCAUCAUAAAACAUUUCUGAAAAAUACAUAGUGUGCAGCAAUUGAAAGACAGGCAUCUUGUGAUUCCAAACAAUAUUUCCGAUUUAUUAAAUGUUUUACAGCGAAAACAAAAUGUAGCGCUAUAUUUGCGUAGCCACAAUAGCCAGAUACACUUGGGCGCCCACGACCAAUUCACAUGCACGACAGAUAUAUGAAAUAACAUCAUAAAUUGGUUCUUACUUUUGCUGAUCUUUCAUCAGAAUGUUGAACAAGGUGUCCUCUGUCCAGAUGAGUCGUUGUUUGGAUUCAGAAUGGCAAAUUUCCCUCUUCACUUAGCAUUGGCACUAGCCGAGUGGCACAAAUCUCUCCGACGUAAACACAGUCAGAGGACGGAACACGGCAAAACUCCCGAAAAAAAUUCAAUAAUCUGAUUAAACUAUAUUGAAAAAACAUACAUUACGAUGAUAUGUUCACAUGUAUCAAAAAAAUUCCGAGCCGGGGAUAGUUGUCGUCUAUUACGGAAGCAAAACAGAAGGCAAUGGCACUUCCUUGUCGUGCGUUUCAGAGUACCGGAAGUGGACGGUCACGGCAUACAAAGAGCUUUUAUUCCACCCCAGACCAAGAUGAACACAACAUUUCUUCUCUCACAUCCUCUUGACACCAAGAGGAAGGCGUAUGGAGUGUAAGUAGACUCCUAAGUGUCAUGACCAUGUAUAGGCAUCAAGUUGAACAGAACACAUAUUUCUGACAUUUCACUUCCUGGUCUGUGAAAGUGCUGCCAAAUGAAUUCUGUUUCACUCAGAGAAAUAAUUCCAACGGUUUUAGAAACUAGAGAGUGUUUUCUAUCCAAUAUUAAUAAUAAUAUCCAUAUUGUACGAGCAAGAAUUGAGUAGGAGGCCGUUUGAAAUGGGCACGAUUUCACUGGCUACUCAACACUUUCCCUUGCAGCCAUAAGUUAAAGCUUGGUUGCAAAUGGGUCUUCCAAAUGGACAAUGACCCCAAGCAUACUUCCAAAGUUGAGGCAAAAUGGCUUAAGGACAACAAAGUCAAGGUAUUGGAGUGGCCAUCACAAAGCCCUGAUCUCAAUCCUGUAGAAAAUUUGUGGUCAGAACUGAAAAAGUGUGUGCCAUCAAGGAGGCCUACAAACCUGACUCAGUUACACAAGCUCUGUCAGGAGGAAUGGGCCAAAAUUCACCCAACUUAUUGUGGGAAGCUUGUGGAAGGCUACCUGAAAGGUUUGUCCUAAGUUUUACAAUUUAAAGGCAGUGCUACCAAAUACUAAUUGAGUUUAUGUAAACUUCUAACCCACUAGGAAUGAGAUGAAAGAAAUAACAGCUUAAAUAAAUAAUUCUCUCUACUAUUAUUCUGACAUUUCACAUUCUUAAAAUAAAGUGGUGAUCCUAACUGACAUAAAACAGGAAAUUUUUACUUGGAUUAAAUGUCAGGAAUUUUGAAAAACUGAGUUUAAAUUAAUUUGGCUAAGGUGUAUCAUUGUUUAGCUGAAAUGUAAUGUUUGAAUACGGUAUUUGACUGUGAUAUGUCGUGGUUGUCUCACCUAGCCAUCUUAAUCAGGACACUUUAAAACCUCUACAGGACAGUUGUUGCUCAAUAUGCGAUAAUGUAACGAGAAUGACGUUGUAAACAACAGCCAACUUUCCAAAACAUAGACAUGUCUUAUAUGGGCAGAAAGCUUACAUUCAUGUUAAUCUAAAUGCAGUGUCCAAUUUACAGUAGCUAUUACAACAACAACAAAAAAACAUGAAAUUGUUUGAGGAUAGUACACAACAACAAAACACUUAUCACGGCAACUGGUUUGAUACAUUCACCUCUGAAGGUAAAGAAUGUACUUACAUUCAGUAAUCUUGCUCUGAUUUGUCAUCCUGAGGGUCCCAGAGAUAUAAUGUAGCAUAAUUUUGUUUAAUAAAAUCAAUUUUAUAUUCAAAUGUAGGAACUGGGUUUUACAGUUUGACCCCACUGCUGUCUCUGGCUCCACACCCACCCUUCCCGGCCAUCUAUAUGUGUGAAGGUUAGUGUAUUUUCUGUAGGGAAGCUAAUACUCCAUUUGUGACAUUCCUGGGAGUGUGUAAACUUAAAUGUUUUAUUACCAUAGCAUUUCUGUAUGUUCUCUAUAGGUAUGUACUUGAAAAUGUAUAAAUUGACCAAUUCGGCACAUUUGGGAAAACUGGCAGACUUGAUACAAAAUAUCUGUAGCGAUGUAAUUCUUCAAUGGAUCAGUUUGAAACUUUGCACACACACUGCUGUCAUCUUGUGGACAACAUCUAAAUUACACCUAGAAUCCUAUCAAUGUAUGGCCAAUCUCUUGCAUUUCAAAGAUGAUGAAAAAAUAAAUAAAACGCAUGUUUAUUUUUUGUAUUUGUAUUCAUUUCACAUUUCCACAAACUUCAAAGUGUUUCCCUUUCAAAUGGUAUCAAUAAUAUGCAUAUCCUUGCU